AAAAUAACAAACAAAAAAUAGAUGAUAACAAUACAUUAUCGACAAUGAUAAAAAAUGGAUAUGUAAACAAUUUGAAUAUAAAAGAUUAUCUAAGCAUUAUUAAUCCACAAUAUAAUGAAAUUUGUCCAAAAAAAUAUCUGAGAAGAGUUAAUAAAACAUUAGAUUUAUCAUAUUUAGUUACAGAAAAGGACGGUAAAAAUUUUGUUAAUCUGAUAAUCGAUGAUCUUUCCAAAAAUAUGACCUUUGUAGCUGAAGCUAAUCCUGGAACAGGUGAAUUGACAAAAAAUUUAUUAGAAGCUGGUAUUAGAAAUGUAUACGUAUACGAACCGAACGAAUGUUUUUUUCCUGUAUUAAAUAAAUUGCAAGAAAAAUAUCCUAAUAGACUUGAAAUAAGAAAGGGAAAUAUAUUACAAAUGAGCAAAUUGUAUUUCAUGGAUCUGCAGGACAAUAAGCAAAGAAUAAAUGAAAUAUUAAAAGAUGUACCGUAUACAUCUUGGGAAGAUAAAUCUUGUAUGCAAGUUAUAGGAACAACGAUGGAUAACGUGCUUUUAAAACAUUUAAUAUGGUGUGUAGUAUUUCGAACUAGCUUUAUGUCAAGAGGAAGAACAUCUUUUUAUCUUGCAAUAAAACCAUCAGUAUGGAAUAUAUUAAUUUAUCCUCAAAAUAAAGCUCGAAUGCAUUUUUUUUAUAUUAUGUAUCAAACAUUAUUCGAUUAUAAAGAUUUAGGUAAUAUAGAAAGAUUAUCAUAUAUACCAUGGCCAAAACACUCAUUGAAACAAAACUCUAAAAAUAAUGAUAACAAAUUCUUAAAUGUUGUGAAAAUAGAACCAAAACCAUAUCUUUUUAAUAAUGAACUGAAACCAAGCCAAACAAUAUCUUAUUGGUAUUUUGUAAAAUACCAUCUUAAAUCAACUAGUCAAAGAGUAAUACCUGAAUUAGAAAAAUGGAUACCAGGAUGUGGAAUAAGAUUAAUAGAAAAGAACUACAAUAUAUUUACCCGUUUUGUAGAUUUAACGCCUAUUGAAUUUUUAAAUCUCUAUAAAGAUUUCACAUCAUGGCCAGAAUAUGAAAGUAGUCUCUUUUUAUCCAGUGCAUAUAGCUACAUACAAAUCGUGAAUCGAAACAUAGGACCCGGCGAUGUAUUAAAUCUUAAAAAUGAAAAUAAUUCAAAUAAGUGAUUAUUAUAUUUUAUAGAUUUUCAUUGUUUAUACUAAUUUAAAUAAAAAUUAAAUAUGUUAUAAAAAGUAUAUAU
Molecule: messenger RNA, 1252 nt
Organism: Vespula pensylvanica (western yellowjacket)
Lineage: Eukaryota; Metazoa; Arthropoda; Insecta; Hymenoptera; Vespidae
Gene: mtTFB2
Product: dimethyladenosine transferase 2, mitochondrial
Exons: 3
Coding region: 45-1178 (377 amino acids)
Biological process (GO): rRNA methylation; transcription initiation at mitochondrial promoter
Cellular component (GO): mitochondrial matrix
Molecular function (GO): rRNA (adenine-N6,N6-)-dimethyltransferase activity; mitochondrial transcription factor activity
Source: RefSeq, a predicted model, not a curated record